Vigna radiata var. radiata (mung bean) is the source of this 2334-nucleotide messenger RNA. Its product is annotated as subtilisin-like protease SBT1.7. The record is from RefSeq and is a predicted model, not a curated record. The coding region runs from base 1 to 2334 and encodes 777 amino acids. Gene Ontology annotation, biological process: proteolysis. The transcript is spliced from 2 exons. Gene Ontology annotation, molecular function: serine-type endopeptidase activity. NCBI's taxonomy places the organism in Eukaryota, Viridiplantae, Streptophyta, Magnoliopsida, Fabales, Fabaceae.
AUGUUUGUUCCGUCACCACAAACAAGUAAGUUUAGCAUGAAGACGUUUGAUAAACCAGUUUCUGCAGCUACUUUUGUUUUCUUUUUGAUCCUUUGUGAUGUAUCUCUAGCGACAAUUGAGAGAAAAAAUGAUAAUGAAAAGAGUACUUACAUUGUUCAUGUGGCCAAAUCUGAAAUGCCGACAAUAUUAAAUCAUCAUUCAAUUUGGUAUCGCUCCAUAUUGAAAUCGAUAUCUGACUCAGCAGAAAUGCUCUACCACUAUGACAAUGCGAUUCAUGGAUUUUCAACGAGAUUAACUCCCGAAGAAGCCCGAUUGUUGAAGAGUGAAAUCGGGAUUCUGAAGGUGCUGCCGGAGAAAAUAUACAAGCCACUCACAACUCGAACACCGCAGUUUCUUGGGCUUGAUAAAAUCAAAGACAUGUUUCCUGAAUCAAACGCGACGAGUGACAUCAUUAUUGGACUCCUCGACACUGGUGUUUGGCCUGAAAGCAAGAGUUUUGACGAUGUCGAACUAGGACCCGUUCCUAUGAGUUGGAAAGGCAAAUGUGAAUCAGGUCAGAAUUUCAGUGCCGCCAAUUGCAAUAGAAAACUAAUAGGAGCUAGGUUCUUCUUGAAAGGCUUCGAGGCCUCAGUGGGUCCCCUUAAUGCAACGCAGUUUAGAUCACCACGAGAUUCUGACGGCCAUGGCACCCACACUGCAAGCACAGCUGCAGGUUCUACAGUGAAAGAUGCGAACUUAUUUGGUUAUGCUUCUGGGGUCGCGCGUGGAAUGGUCCCACGCGCUAGAAUUGCUAUCUAUAAGGUUUGUUGGCAAGAUAAUUGUGUUGCUUCUGAUAUACUGGCGGCAAUGGACGCAGCCAUCUCUGAUAAUGUCAAUGUCAUUUCAGCGUCACUCGGAGGACAAGCAAUUGAUUACGAUGAAGAAAACCUUGCCAUUGGAGCCUUUGCAGCAAUAGAGAAAGGGAUUGUAGUUGUAUGUGCUGCAGGAAACGAUGGUCCUACCAACUCUACUCUCCAAAAUGUAGCACCUUGGAUGAUCACUGUGGGAGCUGGCACAAUAGAUCGUGAUUUUCCGGUAUAUGUCAAACUCGGGAAUGGACAGAACUACUCUGGAGUUUCAAUCAGUGAUGGCAGUUUUCUACCUCGUACAUUGGUGCCACUCAUAUACGCUGGAAAUGCAAGCGUAAAAGUAGGUGCAGAGUUGUGUCUGACAGAUAGCUUGGAUCCAGAAAAGGUUAAGGGAAAAAUUGUGUUCUGUGAUCGUGGAAAUAUUUCAAGGGUGGAGAAAGGGCUUGUGGUGAAAUCUGCUGGUGGUGUGGGCAUGGUGUUAGCCAAUGCAGAAAUUGAUGGAGAGGAAUUAGUGGCGGAUGUCCAUCUUUUGCCAACAGCUGCAGUGGGUUUCAAAACCUCCAAAGCCAUUAAGAUGUACCUGCAACAGACACAAAAUCCAACAGCUACACUUGUGUUCCAGGGAACUGAGGUUGGAAUUCAGCCGUCGCCAAUUGUUUCUGCAUAUAGUGCUCGAGGUCCAAACCCAAUCACACCAGAAAUAUUGAAACCUGAUUUCAUUGCUCCUGGUACAAACAUAUUAGCCGCAUUUACGCAAUAUGCAGGUCCCACAAACCUCGACCAGGAUGAUAGGCGUGUGGAUUUUAACAUAAUCACAGGAACAUCCAUGUCAUGUCCUCACGCCAGUGGUAUAGGAGCUUUGAUUAAAUCGGUUUAUCCAAAUUGGAGCCCUGCUGCAAUUCGGUCUGCGCUUGUAACCACAGCUUAUGCGUCUUACAACAAUGGUGAAAAACUAUUAGACAGUGCCACAAAUGCUCCUUCAACACCGUUUGCCGUCGGUGCCGGGCAUGUGAACCCAAUUCUCGCGCUUAAUCCAGGACUUGUUUAUGAUUUAACAGCGGAUGAUUACCUGAACUUUCUCUGUGCAUUAAACUACACACCAGAUAGGAUUGAAGCUGUGGCAAGGAGAAAGUUCAGCUGUGAUGCACAGACGCACUACAGUGUAACAAGCUUAAAUUACCCUUCGUUUGGAGUGGUGUUUAAACCAGUAGCAGGAAGCUCCGUUGCAACCAUUAUUCACGAGCGAACUCUUACCAAUGUGGGGGUUGCAGGAACAUACAAAGCAUCGGUUACGUUGGAUAUCCCAUCUGUGAAUAUCACUGUUGAGCCAAACGUGUUGAGUUUCAACAAAAAUGAGAAAAAAUCAUACAAGAUGACAUUUACAACUCCGAAUCCGCCAACACGAAGGCAAGUUGGUUUUGGACGUUUAGAAUGGUCAAAUGGAAAAACUAUAGUCGGAAGUCCUAUUUCAAUUAUCUGGGAAUAA